This is a messenger RNA of Haemonchus placei, 2967 nucleotides long. The record is from the annotation of a GenBank genome assembly. NCBI's taxonomy places the organism in Eukaryota, Metazoa, Nematoda, Chromadorea, Rhabditida, Trichostrongylidae.
AUGACUGCAGUUAAUAGUUCCUUGAAUGGCAAUCCGUUCGGAGCUCCUGGAUCUAUCAACGAUCCGGCCAGACAAGCACAGCUCUACCACUACCUUGAAACCCUAAAAACUGACGAAAAUGGGUGGCGAAAAUCAACUGACAACAUCAUUGCAAACAAUUUGAGUACUGACGAGGAGCAUUUCCUUCUCCUUCAAGUGAUCGAAGACUAUCUUGCUCGACGUUAUGCUGGAGCAGACGCGGAUAGCAUCAUGUGUAUUCGUGGCCUACUUUCCCACUGGAUCCAGAAACUGUCUGCUCAUCCUGAUCAACCAAGUUUCCUAAUUAAUAAAAUGGCACACAUUUUCUCCCUCGUCUUCGCAGCGGACUUUCCGGAUAGAUGGCCUACAUUUAUGGACGAUAUGUCAGUUAAUAUUUUGCACUACUUAUUUCUUCCUACUUUUCAGACAUCGGUAUACGUUUUUUUGAAGCAGUUUGUUUUCAGUUUCCUCUCGAGAGGACUAGAUAGCGUUCCUUUGGUAGUAUUCUAUCUUAAGACUCUUCUGGCUAUCGACUCAGAAGUGGUUGAUCGCGACAUACAAAGAACGAAAACUAUCUUUGAUCGUAAUACUAAAAUCAAAGACUUCAUGCGUGAUUUAUGCAUUCCUCAAAUAGUGCAGAGUUGGUGGACAAUAUUGGAACAGUGCUCGGAUGUGACGGCGCAGUGUCUUUGUCUUGACGCCGUUGCAGCAUUUGUUGAUUGGAUUGAUGUGGAACUUGUAGCCAACGAUGUGUUCGUGCCGCUAGUAAUCGCUCGACUAGGAAAUAAAGACAUAUCUGAGGCGGCAGUUCGUGCUGUAUCUGCUUUGAUCCAGAAAGGUAUGCCAGCGUCAAAGAAAUUGUCGCUGGUCACUGCUCUCAUGGAUGUCAUGCGGAAUAACCAUCUCAUUAACGUCAAUCCGAAUAGCGAUUAUGAAGACGUUUUACGAGCCGGGUCACUUUUGAGUGCUGUUGGAAAUGUCCUCAUUGACACCUAUCACAAGUUUAAAGCAGAGGAUGGGGAAGAAGAUGCUCGGAGAUGCAUUGAAAUUGUGGAAGCAGAUAUGGAUUCGCUACUUCUUGUACUGGAUAAUGAAGAUCCCGAUCUCAGUGAACUGGUCGUUUACACUCUACGUUCAUAUGUCGCGCUGUUCAAAGACAAGUGCAUGGAGGAGAAGGCAACCAGUGUAUUUACAAAAAUCGUGUCAGUAUGCUUACGGCGUUUCGUGAUCAGCGAAGAACUGGAUGUUGAUGGAUCAGGUGAAGACGAAAUCGAAUUCGCCGAAUACAGAAAAGAGCUGCGUGGGAUCCUCAAUACAAUCGGGAAUAUGCGUGCUGACCUUAUAGUGGCGCCACUGGAGGUUUUAGUUGACGAGGUUGCCGCUAGUGGAGGCGGUACGGCUAUGCCAAUUGCACGGCUGGAAGCUAUUGUUCAAUUGGUGCAUGGGCUCGUGGAGAUUAUACCGGCAAAUUUCGUUAAUAUGAAGGAGGGAUGGAUGGGACGGGGUGCGUUACUACCUGUCAAUUUGCUGAAUUCUAUGCAACUAGACGGUCGCUCAGCAACUGUGCAUGUCUUGUAUUUCGAGAUUGCAUGCCGUUACGAACGCUUGCUCAUGGCCCGUCCGCAGCCUGUAAUACCUCAAGUUGCAUCGGCAUUCUUGGAUGAGAGAGGGAUCGCAUUUCGAGUUGCUCGCGUUCGGACUCGCAUUGUUUACCUGUUUUGCCGAUUUGUAAAAGCACACAAAACCGUGCUCAGUCCGCUAGUAUCUGAGGUGAUUUCCCGUUUGGCUCCAUUACUGGCGAUGUCACCACAUUCUGAUCAACUUCUUACCGCCGAUGAUCAGGCGUUCAUUUUUGAAGCGACAGGAACACUUAUAGUAUUUGGUGAACUUGGAGUUGAACAGAAGUCCGUCUACAUCGGUGAACUGGCCAAUAAACUAGGAGAACGUUUCCUUGCUGCCGUCACAGAACUUCAAGCAGCCCGAGCUGCAGGAGACGCAGCAAAAGUUCAGAUGAUCCAGCAAUUCAUGACGAACAUAGUUGGAUACUGUUGCCGUUUAUCAAAAGCUUUCAACAACGCCAAUUCGAUGCAGUCAUGCAGAUGUGUUGACGUCUAUAUGCGGUUAUUGAAUCUUUUCCUUGGUCAUCUUAGCGCUGAAAAUGCGUUCCUGCUAGAGCCCGUUAGACAAUUGGCUCAUCGACUGGUGGUCUGCCUUGACUCGGAACUUCUCCCGAUACUGCCACCGUUGAUGUCCGCCUUGGCAGCGGUGUCAACCGAUCUUGACAGCAUGAACCACUUGCUCAUUCUCAGCCAUCAAAUAGUCGCCAAGUUCAAGAAGGAAUGUUUACGUUCGGGUGUUGAUUUUGGUGCCAUACUUGCGUCCGCAGCCCGCCUUUCGAUGGAAAAUGAGACCGCGUACCGUAACCUCAUAUAUGUGCGGCGUGCUUUCCUUCAGUUAUUCUACACCUCUACAACAUCGGAUAUGCUGAAUGAAAUUGCAACGGGCAAGGUCCAAAUUUGUAAUUAUUUCCGUAUUCAAGGUACACUUUUCGACAAUCUCCUCGAGGCUGCUACCCACCUGGCACUCAGCAGCGAUCAGUCGUGCCAAAAAUUAGCUCUGGCUACUCUUAGUCGAACAUCUGCCACUAAUGCACAGUGGUGGCAAAGGACAUUGCGAACAGCACUUGAGGUGCCUUCGUUGCCGCAUAUCAGUUCGUCAGAUGCUGGAAGUACAGUGGUGGUUCAUGAAGUCGCUUCGACACUACAGACCCUUCGUCAGGCCCACCCAGAAGAGUUUGCGGUUGCAGUACGAUCACUGAUGCCUGGCGAAUUAGCAGUGGAGCUGCUGUCAAUGUUGGAGAACCUGAAGUCUCGAGCACUCGACAAGCAGUUGUUGCUUAUGUACGAUAAGAUCCGACUAGCUCAACAGCAACAACAGCAACAAACAUGA